CCCACCAAGAAGUUGGACUAGAGAGCAGCAUCUGAGCUCCAUGACCAGGUUUGUGAAGAGGAAGAGAUUGCUGCACAGCAGGCAUCACUCUCUGUGGAUACUGUUCAUUUUGCUGGGAGUCUGUAUUGCCAUUCAGACCUUUGUCACCCAUCAGGCCAGGAAUGGCAAGCUAGUACAACUCCAGCAGAUGAAGUUCUCUAUCAAGAAAGAAAAAGAGUUUCCUCACAUAAGACCUGAAGACACAAGAUUACAACAAAUGGAACAAACUGCAAAUGGUAAUCAUCAACAUGAGCAACAUGAAAAGCCUUCAUAUUCUUUAAUCGGCAGGCUUGCAAGCUCUCAACAGGAGGGGAGAAAAGUUACACUGGGCAAGCUGCUUCUACCAAAAGACCGAAACAAACCAAACGUUGACCUUCCAUCUUCUCUGGUUUCCCAUAGUACCCGGAAAGACAUAAAUCUAGGGACAGAAAAAAGACUCACCCGCUCUCCCACUCCUUCCAGUUUUUUGAAGACUCAGAACAAUACUCACACUCAAGCAACCUGCCAUCCAAAGUCUCACAUCGUUUUCCUCAAGACACACAAGACAGCAAGCAGCACUAUCUUAAACAUCCUGUAUCGCUAUGGCGAAAGCAGAAACUUGACCUUCGCUCUCCCUCUAAACAAACAGAGCCAGUUAUUUUAUCCAUUUUUCUUUGUUCCACAUUUUGUCGAAGGAGUUAGCAGCAGAAGUGUGAAAGAGUUCCACAUCAUGUGCAACCACAUGAGAUUUAAAAAAUCUGAGGUGGCAAAAGUGAUGCCUCAGGAUACCUUUUACUUUUCCAUCUUGAGACAUCCUGUGGCUAUGAUGGAAUCCAUCUUUAGUUAUUAUAAGAGCAUCCCAGCCUUCCGUAAGACAUUUAGCCUGGAGGACUUCUUAGACAACAGCUGGAGAAACUAUAAUGCAUCGGUAGCCAACAACCACUACGCUCACAAUAUUCUGGCUUUUGACUUUGGCUUUAAGAAUAAUAUUGCAGCUGGUGCUGGAGACUUUGAGGAGAGAACCACUGUGGCUAUUAAAACCAUAGAACAGGACUUUAAUCUUAUACUAAUUUCUGAAUACUUUGAUGAGUCCAUGGUCUUGCUCAAGUACUCCCUCUGCUGGUCCUUGGAAGAUAUGGUUUCCUUUCGGCUCAAUAGUCGCAGUGAACAAACUCGGCAUUCACUUUCACCGAACACUGCAGAAAAAAUCAAGAAGUGGAAUGCUUUAGACUGGAGGAUUUACCUGCACUUCAACACAACCUUCUGGCACAAAGUUGAUAGUCUUGUUGGACGACAGAAGAUGGAGAGGGAAGUAGCUCAGCUGAGAAAGCUACAAGUCAAGCUUGCAAACACUUGCCUGAAAGAUAGAUGUGCGGUUGACCCAUCACUGGUAAAGGAUGCUAGGCUGAAGCCUUUUCAGUAUGGAACAGCUGUCAUUCAGGGCUAUAACCUAAACCCAAACUUAGAUAUACAAACCAAAACAAAAUGUCAGAGAUUUAUCUUACCAGAACUGCAGUACACACAUCGUCUGUACACCAAGCAGUUCCCAAAGGAAGCUGCUAAGCAUAAACAGGCAACUAAGACUGUUAAAUAAUCACCUAAAGAAAAUUGCUAUGAUGGCAAAGCAUCAGAAAUGGGAAGACCUGAGCAGCCUGACCUUAAGAAGUAAAGUCAGGUCUCAAAAACCAAUGGGCCUCCACAAGUUCUCUGUU
Messenger RNA from Maylandia zebra (zebra mbuna), 1730 nucleotides. Lineage: Eukaryota; Metazoa; Chordata; Actinopteri; Cichliformes; Cichlidae. The record is from RefSeq and is a predicted model, not a curated record.